AUGGCCGACGCAUAUUCGUAUGCUCUGCUCGUCGAGCUCGAAGAAAAUAACAUACCAAAACUAAAAAACAAAUUAGUUAAGUACUUCCAAAGUAAGAAAUCCAACGGUGGCGACUGUGAGGUUGACUAUGAAAUCGGCAACACGACAGCGACGCUGCGCUUCCGCAGAGAGGAGGAUCGGCAAAAUGUUUUGGCGAAAGAGACGCAUCAGAUCAGUGUGGAUAAAGGCGUGUUGAAGAUGACAGUUCGUUUAAACACAGAUGAGCAAAUAAAGCAGGAAACUCAAUCUGUUGAACUCAACAAGACACCGGAUGCUGCUGUAAACAAAGAGUCGAAUGCUGAUGAACACACACCUGCGGCCGAAAGUGAGACCGAGGCAAAAGGCAAAGAUGAGGAGACAGCAGAAGAAGAGCUGUGCUCCUACUCGGCUGUUUUAGGAAAUAUUCCAGAGAGGAUGGUCCAGGAGUUUUUGGAGAUGCUGGUGGAGAACGUUAUGAAGGAUCUUGACUCUCCAUCUAUCUCCCAAAACUUCAUUUUGGAAGUCCUUCCUGGCAUGUCCUCAGCUGUGGUGACUUUCCAGAGUGAAAAAGAAAACACUCAUUUUGUGACCAGAUGCCCCCAAAACAGGACGUUCAAGAACAAGGGAUUGUCAGUUCGACCUCUUGAAGGCACACAGCAAGUUGUCGUUGAAAACAUUAGAAAUUACAGUGAAGAUGUCCUCGGCCUGUAUUUUGACAAUGUAGGUGGGGAUGUGGAAAAUAUCACUCUUAAUGAAGAGGAACAAUCUGCUGUCAUCACCUUUAAAGACCUUAGAGCUGUUCAGAAAAUCAUGAAGAAGAAGCAUCACAUCAGAGGGGAAGAGCUCAAAGUUUAUCCUUUUUAUAAAUCUCUGGGAACAGCCCUCUAUGGGAAAGACAAGCCUCCGCUAAAACUCCCUGCUGCGAUAUCUGAACCCAUUGAUGUUGCUGUCUGGCGAUACCUAAAUGGCAAUCAAUCAGCAGCAGAGGCCAUUCUUAGUGACUUGGCAAAACACUUCUGCCGCCUAAACCUCCAACAAUCUACUGUACGCCUGAGCCCUUUGCCUGCAUUACUACAACAAAAGGAUGCCAACGCCAUCAUCAAAGAGUGGACGGACACAGUGAAGUCAGCCUUUGCAAAAGCUGUGUCAAAAUUCAAGUCCCUGAAGUUGCAGCUGGAGCCAGAUGUAUGGGAAGAGUCUGAGGAGAAGAUCAAACAGGCGCUACUCAACGAGGAUGUGGUUGUUGUGCCUAAUAAAGCCAAGUGUGUCUUAUCAGUGGCUGGCCUUGUGGAUGAUAUCAACAGACUAGAGCAAACUCUUAAGGAAGUUGUAAAUGAGAUUGUCAAAAGGGUUCAGAGGAAGAAAUCAACCAUAACCCAAGAGAUCAAAGUAUCACCGUCUCUUUUCCACAUCCUGAGUCAAGAUGGCCUUCAGGACAAACUGCUACAAGUCUACCCAGAACUCAAAAUGUCAUUUAGAAAAGAGAGCGCAGAUUUGAUAGUAACUGGCUUGGCGGAUGAGAUUUUUUCAGUAAAAAGCAUUGUAUUUGAACAAAUGGUUGCGCUAAAAAGACAGAAUUUAGAGGUAGAUAAAUUUGUGCUUGACAUGUUGAAGGAUGAACAAGAAGAAGAACUUACAAAUGCUCUUCUCACAUCACAUAGAAUAAAUGCAGCAUUUGAGAUAAAAGCACACAGAGUCCAGCUCCUUGCUGUGUCUGACAGAGAUCUGAAUGAUGCUGCAGAUCAUUUGGGAAAGCUGCUAAUAUCUCAAUACAUUGAUGUUGAAGAUAGUAAUGUCCUGGUGAAGCCAGAGUGGCAACACUUGAUCCGUCAAUUAGAGAAUGCCAACAGUGAGUUGUGCAGGAAAAUUCGAAUCCAGACCAAAGGACAACAAGUCGUGGUGUCUGGCAUCAAGGAUAUUGUCAUUAGAAUUAGCAGUAAACUUGAUGACUACUUAAGGCAAAACGCUCAAGUUGAAGAGGUGGUUUUGGUCAAGCCCAACUCCAUAGUUGAGUACAUUAAAAAACAUAACACAACUUGGUUGGAGCAAGUGGCAGACAAAGUGGUGGUGUCUUACAGAAAAGAGGCCAUAUGUCUAAGUGGUUCGAGAGUCAAUGUUGUAGAUUGCAAGACCUCGGUCAAAGACUUAGUCUCUUCUGUCUACUUUGAAAGUUUAAAAGUCUCCAAGCCUGGAGUGAAGAAGUUCUUCAAGGACAAAGAAAGUAUGUAUGUUUACUCACUCAUGAGUGAUACGGGCUGCCUGGUCCAGCUGGUUGACGAGACUGGAGAUGGACAGGAUGACGUCGCCCACAGACAAGCACAAAAACCUGUGUACCAGCUUCAGACAUCUGAUGGAGUAGAAAUAGCUGUUUGCAAAGCGGAUAUGUGCAGUUACCAAGUGCAUGCAGUUGUCAACGCUUCUAAUGAGGAAUUGAAACAUAAUGGCGGUCUUGCCGCAGCACUUCUCAAGGCUGCCGGCCCGCAGUUACAGGAUGAAUGUGACAAACUAAUUAACUUGAAAGGAAAGCUCAAGCCGGGAGACACUGUCAUAACUGGUGCAGGGGGUCAACUUUGCUGCAAAAAAGUCAUCCAUGCAGUGGGACCCAAGUUUGAUCCAGCCAAACCCCAGAAGGCUCUGGCACAAUUGAAAAGAGCUGUUAAAGGAAGCUUAGACCUUGCUGAGCAGCAUAGCUGUAUCUCUGUGGCCAUCCCCGCCAUCAGCAGAAAUCUGGGCUUUCCUCUCCAGUUGUGUGCCAUCACCAUCGUCAAAGCAGUGAAGGAACACUGUGAGGACAAGUAUGAUGACAACACCCUGAAGAGGAUACAUUUGGUGAAUAAUGAUGACAGCACUGUUCAGGCUAUGGAGGCAGCUGUCAGACAGGAGUUUGGAAAUCAUGGUGUCAGUCCUUCUAAGCAAACUCAUUCCCAAGACAUCAAACCUCCACCUGUGAAAAAGGCUAGAUCUGACCCAAACUGCUUGGGUCAAGCGCUGACCAAAGAGGGUGUGGAUAUCACUCUGAUGACAGGAAAUAUCGAGAAUGCCACGACGGAGGUAACCGUGAAUACAGUUUCUGAAGAUCUUUCACUGAACAAAGGGGCGGUUUCAAAUGCCAUCUUGAGUGUGGCUGGACCCAAACUUCAGCAGUUGGUAAAUGCAAAUAAUGCCAGUGGAAAUGUCGGUGAGGUCAUCGUCACUGAUGGCUGCAACCUGAAGAGCAAACAAGUGUUUCAUGCAGUUACACCACAUUGGGACAAGGGACAAGGCACAGCUGAAAAGGCACUGAGUGGCAUUUUCAAGGACUGCUUGGGCAAGGCAGAGGAGAAUGGUGUGACCUCCAUAUCUUUCUCCGCCAUCGGUACUGGCAACCUGGGUUUCCCAAAAGACCUUGCAGCCUCUUUGAUGUUGGAUGAAAUCGUAGCAUUCAGCAGUAAGAAACAACCUAAGCACUUGAAGAAGAUCAUGAUUAUCCUCUACCCAAAAGAUGCACAGACUAUCCAGGCUUUUAUUGAUGAAUUUAAAAAUAAGUUCCCCAAUGCCUCGAGUGGUCCGGUGACCUCCAGUUCCCCACAAAGUUCAGGUCCCUUUUCUAAAAUCACCUCAAGCUCAGGAAUGCAUGAGACCCAAAUGGGAGUUGUGGCUGUACAGGUGGUCACAGGAGACAUAACCAAGGAGACCACUGAUGUCAUUGUGAACUCCUCCAAUGAGGGGUUCACUCUUAAGUCAGGAGUAUCCAAGGCUAUUCUGGAUGCAGCUGGUCAGGCUGUUGAAGCAGAAUGCCAAACCCUGGGUGCCCAGCCUAACACAGGCAUCAUAAUGACCCAGCCAGGUAACCUCAAGUGUAAAAAGAUCCUCCACCUGGUCGGACAAACGGACCCUGUAAAAAUCAACAAGGUUGUGAAAGAUGCUCUUCAGAUGUGUGUGAAAAAUUCAUACACCUCUGUGUCCUUUCCUGCCAUUGGCACAGGUCAAGGUAAUGUAAAGGCAAGGCAGGUGGCGGAUGCCAUGUUGGAUGCAGUGAUUGAUGUGUUGAGCCAAAAUACUUCCAGCACCCUGAAGAAAAUCCGGGUAGUUAUUUUCCAGGCACCCAUGCUUCAAGAGUUCUACAACAGUAUGCAGCAAAAGGAAGCCACUGAACCUAAUAAGGGUAAAGCAGGCUUCUGGGGAAACAUUGGCUCCAAAAUCAAAUCAUUGUUUAUUGGUGGAAGUGCUGACAAGCCACAGAAUGAAGGAGAUUUUGUCUUUGAGGCUCUUGAAGUGGAUGCUGCUUGCUUCCACAUCUGCGGUGACUCACAGAUUAAAGUAGACUCAGCCAAGCAGUGGAUCGACGACCUGAUAUCCAAAGAGUACAACACCAUGAACAUCCCAGAGAACUCCGUCCUCAGCUUCUCUAAAACAGACUACCAGCAAAUUGUUGACAUCCAGAAGAACAUGGGUGUGAGCAUAAGGAUUGAAAGCAAGAAGGCCCAAGCCUCAGUCACCAUUGAGGGAAUCAGCAAGAAUGUGCUCAAAGCCAGCACUGAGAUCCAUAAGAUGUUGAAGAGGGCGAGAGAUGAGGAGGAGCUGCAGAGGAAAGAGGAGCUGGCGGGCACAGUGGCAGACUGGCAGUACCAGCAGCAGGGGUUUCAGUUUCAGAGUUUUGAUUCAAGAACCAACUUCCAGCUUGAGCAAGCAUUGGAAAAGCAGCAGCCUAGCGUAAAAGUCACAGUCCAAGGUCAAGACUACACUGUCACCAUGCCAAAAGGGCCUGCUACGGAUAACCAGGGACGUACCCUACAGAUAAAGAGAAUUGACAAACUAAAAGAUGAAGAUGUGCCUGAGCACUGGGAUACCAUGCCAGCCAACACCACGUGUCAUGCCGUCACCAUCAAGGCUGGAACAGGAGAGUACAAUGAAGUACUGAAUCUGUUCCAGGCCUCAUGCAAGCAAAUUGUUACUAAGAUUGAGAGGAUCCAGAAUCCUAUAUUAUGGAAAAGCAUCCAGAUCAAGAAGCGUGAUAUGGAGCAGAGAAACGGUCAUCAGAACAACGAGAAACGUCUCUUCCAUGGCACCUGCUACACCACCUUGACCACCAUCAACGAACUUGGCUUCAACAGGAGUUACGCAGGAAAGAAUGCUGCUUGUUAUGGGAAUGGCACAUACUUUGCUGUCAAUGCUAGCUACUCUGCCCACAGCACCUACUCCAAGCCAAAUCCACAAGGGGAGAAGCACAUGUACCUUUGUCGUGUGCUGACGGGGGAUUACACGCUUGGAAAACAACACAUGAUCGUACCACCAGCCAAGGGCACCGUCUCUGUUCAGAAGUAUGACAGUGUUGUGGACAACCCUGCCAACCCGUCUAUGUACGUGAUCUUCCAUGAUGCCCAGGCUUAUCCUGAAUACUUGAUUACAUUCAAGUGACACGAUCAUGUGAGGAGGGAACAGAAACAAAUACCUUACUUUUUACACUGCCUUACAACAUUAAGUAAUUGCUAAUUAUCUGCUAAUUUUUGAAUUGUUCUUUUAACCAUGUCCUAUUUUUCAUUUUGCAAUCCACUUAACCAUUUAAAUGCAUGCAAUAUAUAAUCACUUCACAGUCACUUCCAAAUUUACAGGCAGCCAUUGAUAGGUCAGUCAUGAAAAUAUUUGUAGACAGAGCCACAUACUGCCUUGAAAAUGUUUAUGACUACUGGGAGGCUGAUGGAAAGAACUUGAUCUAUUCUAGGAAAUGUCUGUGUAUGUAUGUGUAAAUCAGGUUAACAAUCACUUUUGGUUUUGAAAGUAAAAUUGAAAGUUAACUGCUGUUCCAGUAAACAAACCUGCACGAAUAAAACCUAACACGAGCACAAUAAUGUGUAGACUGGUGUAUAUGUAUUUAAUUUAAAGUUUAAGGCAGAUUUAAAAGUAAAUUUUCACAUAUUGAUUUACAGUCUAAGCAAAUAUCAACUGAAGGAGGCUUCUGGGAAGUUACAGGUUCCUCAGCUCACCCUUCUUACCCUGCAUGUCAGCAGUGUGACUCCAAGGUGUCAUGAAUUUAUUUUUAUUAGCAAAUUUUCAACAAUAUCUACGAUUUUUUCAUCAUAUAUAACAGCUAAAUAUGGAAAACUGCUUACUUCACAUUUCUGUUAUUUUCUCCCCACUUUUACCUCCUUUUUAAAUGUCAAGAAUGUUAAAAGAGAAAAAGGUUGAAAGACAAUCAUCAACAAUUUCCAUCAGAGAAACAAAAAUAAAUGUAAAUAAAUAAAUAGAUGUACCUGAAACUAAUAAAUGAAAGAGACUGUGUUUCACCCCAUGUAAGGUGUAUUAUUACAUGUAUAUGUAAGCAUUUGUUCAUUUAGAAGAUCCCCAACAUGAUCUAAUGUUAAAUAAUGGUGAAACACUUUCCAGAUUUCCUCAUAAACAAUCAGUUUAACUCUCAAAGUAUUUAAUUUCAUUUUAUUUAUCCAUACAAUGUACCAGAUUUUUAACCCAGACACCAAUGUUCAGUUUCUUACUUUUUUCUACUUCAAAUCUAUAAAAUUGUGUGUAAUAUUCACAUGUCUUCAUACUUAGACUUCACUUUUGCUUACUUUUGGAGGCUAUAAAUGAAAUACAAACACAAUGUCUUGGAUGACUUCAAUAACCUUAAUAACAGUGUACAUUAACAACAAAUCAUAUAUAAAAGCAAUAGAAACAAUAAAAAUACAUAUAAAACAACAAAAGCUCACAAAAAUAACCGUAUCUACAGAUUACACAACAAACAAACAGGCCAAAGACAUCAACAUAAGGGACAUCAAUUCAAAAACACCUGCAUUCACGCUGUUGUAUGUCAGUCAGAAGGGAUUUAAAUUGAUUAAAAUGGAUUAUCUUGUCUAAUUUUACAAGCUUCUGCAGAUUGUUCUGGAACAUAGUAUUUAAAAGCCAGUUUCCCAAUCUCAGUACUAAAAUGAUGAUUUUUGAGGACUAAAUAGUCUUGGGACCUAGUGCAGUGUGACAUUGGUCUAUAGUUAAAAAGAUGUGAGAUACUCGGGAAGUUUUCCAAGUGCCUUUCUCUUCUCACUGCCACCGACUGCCAGUGGAACCAGAUAGAAGAGUUAAUUAAUGAUGUUAAAAAGUGCAAUAUUUUGUGAUUAUAUUUUACAAAGAUGAAAAUGUAUUUGUUUUGUGCAGACUAAAUAAAGAUCCCUAUAUCCAAA
Molecule: messenger RNA, 7169 nt
Organism: Thunnus maccoyii (southern bluefin tuna)
Lineage: Eukaryota; Metazoa; Chordata; Actinopteri; Scombriformes; Scombridae
Gene: parp14rs1
Product: poly(ADP-ribose) polymerase family member 14-related sequence 1
Exons: 17
Coding region: 1-5415 (1804 amino acids)
Biological process (GO): negative regulation of gene expression
Cellular component (GO): nucleus; cytoplasm
Molecular function (GO): transcription corepressor activity; NAD+ poly-ADP-ribosyltransferase activity
Source: RefSeq, a predicted model, not a curated record